AUGGCGAAACAGGACCCCUCGCAGAUUGCACAUCUGGUCCAGACCUUGGAGAAUUGCCGCAGUAUGAACAAGGGCGCCAAGAAGAAGACCUUCACUUGCAAGAAGUCGACCUUCUCCGUCGCGGGCAACGUCACUGUCGAUUCCUGGAAAUUCAUGGAUUGGGACUACAAGCGCUCCGACCUGCCGGUCUAUGCCCGCGGUCUAUUCACCACCAAAAGGAAAGACGGGACUCGCGAAAUUGCAGUGCGCGGAUACGACAAGUUCUUCAACAUUGACGAGACGAACAACACACGCUGGCGGAAUAUCGAGAAGAACACCCGCGGGCCCUACGAGCUCAGCGUGAAAGAGAACGGAUGCAUUAUUUUCAUUUCCGGAUUGGAGGACGACAAGCUGCUGGUGUGCAGCAAGCAUUCGACCGGUGUCCGUGAGGAUGUCAGUGUCAGCCAUGCCCAGGCCGGUGAGCGCUGGGUGGAGCGGCAUGUGGCCUCGGUGGGUCGCUCCGUCAAGGACCUGGCAAGAACGCUGCGCGAAUGGAACGUGACAGCAGUGGGCGAGCUCUGUGACGACACAUUCGAGGAGCACGUUCUGGCCUAUGAUCAGGAAGCUGCCGGCAUCUACUUGCACGGGCUCAACUACAAUCUCCCCGAGUUCGCAACGAUGUCAGGAGAGAAGGUACAUCAGUUUGCAGAUGCAUGGGGAUUCAAAAAAGCCAAGUUCGAGGUCUUCGAUGAUAUCGCGCGCGUGCAGGGGUUCCUUGAGAGCUGUGCGGAAACAGGGACGUGGGAUGGACGUGAGACGGAAGGCUUCGUGAUUCGGUGCCAGCUGAGCGAAGAUGGCACAGGUCCCUAUCGGGACUGGUUCUUCAAGUACAAGUUCGAGGAGCCCUAUCUCAUGUACCGGCAGUGGCGUGAAUGCACCAAGGCCGUCAUCGCGGGUCGGCUUCCCAAAAUCAAGAAGCACGAGGCGAUCACCGAAGAAUACCUGAAGUAUGCGCGGAGAAGGUUUGUCAAAGAACCUCAGCUUGCGAAGGCCUAUGUCCAAAACCACGGCAUCAUUUCCUUGCGAGAAGGUUUCCUCCAGGAGCGAGGACUGAAAGGAUCUGAGAUCAUUGCCUUGGAAGCCCAAAGAGAGAAGAAGGGCAGAGAAGUCAAUCGCAACGUGAUCCUUGCCCCGAUUGCAACACUGGGAUGCGGCAAGACGACCGUGGCUCUCGCCCUUGCGCGACUUUUUGGAUGGGGCCAUGUCCAAAACGACAACAUCCCCAAGGGAAAGGGCAAGCCCAAGAAGUUUGCCUUUGAAGUGAGCAAUAGCCUGUCGGAACACGCGGCCGUCAUUGCAGACCGAAACAACCACCAGAAGCGUGAGCGCAAGCAACUCAUGGAGGAUAUCUACCCGGUUCUUCCGGAUGCACAGUUCGUAGCACUGAAUUACGUCCAUGAACCAAAGAACGAGCUGCUUCCGCGGAUCAAAGAAGUCACCCGGUCUCGCGUCCUCGAGCGCGGCGACAACCACCAGACCAUCCGAGCUGGAACCGUCACCCGGGGUGAGAUCAUUGGGAUCAUGGACGGCUUUCUGAGCCGCUUCGAAGCCAUCGACCCCUACAGCCAACCCGACGAAAGCUUCGACCAGAUCAUCGAUCUGGAUGUAUGCGCCUCUUCGCGCGAGAACCUCGAGACGGUGGUAGCUGCCCUGCACGCCAAGUACCCAGGUCUUGUCGCCCAAAUGCCCACCAGCGCUGAAAUGGACUCGGCCAUCGAGCGCUCCCUGCAGGACUACCACGUCAAGGAGGAUCUAAGCUACAGCUACAAGCAGCAAAAAGACAAGAGCAAGAAGAACAAUCACAACCAGGCCGACGCCACUGUUCCUACGGACCCAGCCACCCAAGCACAAAUGGUCAAAAAGCAACUGGCCAAAGAAACCGAGUACUUCUCCGUCGGUGUGUCUUCGCACGAGAUCACCUCUCUCCUCGAGUCUCUUUUCCCCCCAUCCACAUCCCCUCACACCGCACGUCUCUACAACCAACUCCUGAACUCGCGUCGCAUCCAGCCAACCUUCCACGUCACGCUCAUCCACCGCAGCGCGAAGAAAGAGCACCCGCAGACAUGGGACGCCUACGUCGAUAGAGCCCUGCUUGCACAGCAGGCCGCCGCAGAGACCGAGACAGACCCUCAGCAGAGACAGACUGCGCCCUCUUCAGUCGCUGCGCGCAUUCGUCUCGAGCGUCUCAUCUGGGACGACCGCAUCAUGGCUUUCAUCGUGCGUUUGAUCCCGGCGCCGGAGGCCGAGGAUGCGCAGUGGCCCUGCGUCAACGUCGUGCCGCACAUCACGGUCGGCACGGCCGGGCCGCAUAUCAAACCGAAGGAAAGCAAUGACUUGUUGCAGAGGUGGUUGGAGGUUGGGUCUGGGGGUGAGACGGGGAUUUUCGAGGCGGAGGUGCCGGGGGUUAGAGUUGUUGAAGGGACUUUUGGGGCUGUUAUGAGUCGGAGAUGA
Messenger RNA from Penicillium lagena, 2490 nucleotides. RefSeq names its product tRNA ligase. The record is from RefSeq and is a predicted model, not a curated record. Gene Ontology annotation, cellular component: nuclear inner membrane. Gene Ontology annotation, molecular function: GTP-dependent polyribonucleotide 5'-hydroxyl-kinase activity; RNA ligase (ATP) activity; phosphoric diester hydrolase activity. Gene Ontology annotation, biological process: tRNA splicing, via endonucleolytic cleavage and ligation. The coding region runs from base 1 to 2490 and encodes 829 amino acids. NCBI's taxonomy places the organism in Eukaryota, Fungi, Ascomycota, Eurotiomycetes, Eurotiales, Aspergillaceae. The transcript has a single exon.